This is a messenger RNA of Aquila chrysaetos chrysaetos, 537 nucleotides long. RefSeq names its product histone H2A, sperm-like. Gene Ontology annotation, molecular function: protein heterodimerization activity; structural constituent of chromatin; DNA binding. NCBI's taxonomy places the organism in Eukaryota, Metazoa, Chordata, Aves, Accipitriformes, Accipitridae. The transcript is spliced from 2 exons. The coding region runs from base 1 to 537 and encodes 178 amino acids. The record is from RefSeq and is a predicted model, not a curated record. Gene Ontology annotation, cellular component: nucleosome.
AUGUCAGAGGUCCUGAGCUUUCCCAUGGUCACAAAGCAGCUUGGCUACUACUGGCAACACGAAGAACAGCGGUACAGGUUGCUGGGUUUAAUUCUUGAUGACUGCAGCAAGAUUGACAUUAGAAUGUCUGAACAUGGGAAGAAAACCACAAAGCUUCUCCCUGUGCCAAAGAAAACCAAAUCAGCCAAGGCUGGUCUGCAGUUCCCCGUGGGUCGUGUCUACAGGCUCCUUAAAAGAGGGAACUAUGCUGACAGGAUCGGUCCUGGUGCUGCCAUCUACCUGGCUGCGGUGCUGGAGUACCUGAGCGUGGAGAUCCUGGAGCUGGCGGGGAACGCUGCAUGGGAAAAUGGGAAAGCCAGGAUCCUGCCCAGGCACAUCCAGCUGGCCGUGAGAAACGAUGAUGAGCUGAACAAGCUCUUCUCCUCCAUGACCAUUGCUCAAGGGUGGGUGUUACCUAAUGUUCUUCCCAACCUUGUUCCUAAGAAGACUGUCUCGCUUGAGCUGCCCCUCAGAUGUGUCCAGUCACAGGAGUUCUAG